AUGCGGCACAGUUUUUAUUCUUCAAACCCCCAAACCCGCCGGAAUGCUCCCUAUAAGCGUAGGACCGUUCCUCAACUCCCUACUCCCAGUCGAUCAAACCCAAGUGCCGUCAUUGAUCAAAGAUUAGUUGAAGGUGCACAACAGGAACCUUUGUUCAACCGACUACCCAGAGAGGGCUCUAGUAGUGAUCAGCCCAAGCUGCAGUUGUUUUCUCGGGAUGAAAAUCUAGAGCUGGAUGCCUUUGUGCAGAGUCCUUAUACAGUGGGCUCUGUUGCAGACCGUGGCUCGUUGUCCAGGCCUUCCCUAAGAACAGACUAUAACCGGGUCUCUCGUUUCUUUCAAGCAGGUCCUCAUGCCACUCCUCGUCAGAGUUUCGGCUCUAGUUCUCCGGAUACGGGUGUAAGAUCGCCAUCUAGUCCACUGACAAGAAGGCGAGCUGGGAGAUUGGAAGCACAUGCUCCUGAACAUGACUUCGAGGACAACAAUGAUCCUCACAAUUUCUCCAGUUGUGAGAUACCACUUUUCCACCCUGCUGAGUUAUUGUCAGUUGUCCGUCAAGACCGGCAGAGAGGCCCUUUCCAGCAACAUUUUCCGGUUUCAAUUCGAGGAAUCGUCCUCGUAUCUGUGCAUGAACUCCCAGAUAAAUAUCGGUCAAUCUUUCCCUUCCCCGUGUUCAAUGCCGUACAAUCAAAAUGCUUCCAAUCAGCCUACAAGACCGAUAGCAACAUUGUCCUUGCCGCACCCACGGGCAGUGGGAAAACCGCUAUAAUGGAACUAGCAAUUUGUCGAUUACUCAACUGCCUCAAAGAUGAACGGUUCAAGGUUAUAUACCAGGCACCUACCAAGUCUCUUUGUUCUGAGAAGUUCAGAGACUGGAGUAGAAAAUUCCAUACAUUAGGGCUGCAAUGUGCAGAGUUGACGGGGGAUACAGACCACACUCAACUGAGGAGUGUUCAGAACAGCCAAGUUAUUAUCACGACACCCGAGAAGUGGGACAGCAUGACGCGAAAGUGGAAGGAUCAUGCCCGGUUAAUGCAGCUCGUCAAGUUAUUCCUCAUUGACGAGGUCCAUAUCCUCAAGGAAGCUCGCGGUGCAACCCUAGAAGCUGUCGUAUCCCGCAUGAAAGCAAACGGGUCGAACGUUCGCUUUGUCGCUCUGAGUGCUACUGUUCCAAACUCAGAGGACAUCGCAACUUGGAUAGGUAGGGACCCAGUAAAUCAGCAUGUGCCUGCCCACAGAGAGCACUUUGGGGAAGACUUUCGCCCUGUGAAGUUGCAGAAGUUCGUGUACGGCUACCAGUCGCACGCCAACGACUUUGCGUUCGAUAGAAUGUGCACCUCUAAGCUUGCAGACAUUAUAUCAUCUCAUUCUCGAAAGAAGCCAAUAAUGAUAUUUUGCUGCACGAGGAACUCAGCCGUUGCUACCGCGAAGGAGCUUACACGCUUGUGGACCAUGUCCAAUCCCCUUGCUAAGUUAUGGAAGGGACCAGGCAGUCCUAUGGAAGUGCAGAAUGUGGACUUGAGAGCCACAAUUGCUGCUGGCGUAGCUUUUCAUCAUGCUGGCCUUGGUCCAGUUGACCGCCGCUCGGUUGAAACAGGGUUUCUCAGUGGACAAAUCAGCAUAAUUUGUUGCACAUCAACACUUGCAGUCGGUGUAAAUCUGCCCUGCCAUCUUGUCAUCAUAAAGGGAACAGUCGGAUGGCAAGAAGGGGGUUGCAAAGAAUACUCAGAUCUAGAAAUCAUGCAAAUGCUCGGGCGCGCCGGCAGACCACAGUUCGAUGAUAGUGCUACAGCUGUAAUAAUGACAAGACAAGCACGCGAAGCUCACUAUGAGAGGCUUGUGUCUGGCUCCGAGAGCCUUGAAAGCUGCUUCCAUUUGAAUCUUACUGAUCAUCUAAAUGCAGAGAUCGGGCUUGGAAAUAUCAUAGACAUCGACUCUGCUAUCAGAUGGCUUGCUGGUACCUUCUUCUUCGUGAGGAUGAGAAGAAAUCCGACAUAUUAUCGACUGAAAGAGGACGCUGAUAGGGAGGAUGAGGAAGAGAUGCUCCGACAGAUAUGUCAGAAAGAUAUCAAGCUUCUCCAGGAUUGUGGACUGGUCUCCGCCGAUUGUCUCAAAUCCACCAAGUUUGGUGAUGCCAUGGCGCGAUACUAUGUGCGCUUUGAGACGAUGAAGACCUUGCUUACUUUAAAGCCUCACUCAACCGUAUCCCACAUUCUGUCGGUAAUUUCGAGAGCAGACGAAUUCCGUGAGAUACGCCUCAAGGCUGGCGAGAAGUCCCUAUACAAAGAGAUCAAUCGCUCCAACGCAAUUCGGUUUCCAGUAAACGUGGAUAUCGCAAUAUCCGCACAUAAGAUCUCGCUAUUGAUCCAGUCCGAAUUAGGUGCUGUUGAUUUGCCAGAUGGCGAACCAUUCCAAAAGCACAGGUUCACUUUCCAACAGGACAAAACAUUCGUCUUUUCUCACAUUAACAGGCUCAUCCGCUGUAUAAUAGACCGCCAAGUAGGUCUUGAAGACUCAAUCACUCUACGAAAUGCACUGGAGCUUGCAAGGAGCUUCGGGGCCAAAGUUUGGGAUGACUCCCCACUCCAGAUGAAGCAGAUUGAGCAAAUUGGUGUGGUUGCUGUUCGAAAACUAGCAUCUUCAGGAAUCACUGGCAUUGAGACACUGGAGGCUUUUGAACCUCAUCAAAUUGAUAUGAUCUUGAGCAGAAAUCCUCCGUUCGGGAGGAAAUUGUUGGAGCGGCUUAUGGAUUUUCCCAAGCUUCGAGUGUCCGUCAAGAUGAUUGGCAAGGGAUCAAAGACUGGUACUGGUGUUCAGAUCAAUAUAAGAAGCGAAGUCGCCUUCAUGAACGAGAAAUGCCCGACAUACUUCCAACGACGCCCCGUGUACGUCUGCUUCAUGGCGGAAAGUUCAGAUGGUCGUUUGCUCGACUUCCGACGCGUAAGUGCCUGUAAGAUGUCCAAAGGCCAAGAGAUUGUCUUUAGCGCAGAGUUGAAAAGCGCCGGUCAAUCUGUGACGUGCUAUGCAAUGUGUGACGAUAUCGCUGGAACUAUGCGAUCCGCACAGCUGAGACAUGAUAUUCCCGCAAGCUUGUUUCCGUCUCAGCGAGAGUCUCCGUCCGAUUCAGUGUCGGCGAGGCCCAGAUCUAACAUCUCUCGCCGACGCAGUAAUGACACGUCCCAGACCAAAUUCAUUACCCGAAAUAUCGACCUUUGGGACAGUGACGAUCUGUUCUUCGGGGACUUCCUAGAUAAUGACCAAGCCGAGAAGUGGUCUUUUGUCGACAAAUUUCCAGAACCGCCAGUAGACAAAGUACAAUAUCUAAGAAAUACGAGCGAGGAUCCAAAUGAAAGCAACCAUCAAACAGUUGAAGCAGCAGAGGCUGUCAGACUCGACAACGGUCGAUGGGCUUGCAACCAUCGGUGCAAAGAUAAGACAAGAUGUAAGCAUAUUUGCUGUCGAGAUGGACUCGAGAAGCCACCCAAAGCAAACAAGAAGCGAUCUGGCGACGAUGACAAGGACAAGGGUAAGAAGGCAAGGGAACUCAAUCAGAAAACCCUUCCAGCAACAAUAGCCAAGAAGGAGACUACCACCCAAGCGAGUAACCCUUCUAAUUCCGAAGCAUACAGACACCGAAUAGAAAGCCCAGUCUCAACACACAAGGCAUCCUCAGGCAACACAGAGACCAACAACAACAACAAUAAGCCAGAAAUUGACUCCAGCUGUCCAGCCCCAAAGAACUUACUUGAAUCCUCAAGUGACUACGGAAACGACAGCUUCAGCGACUUCCCUUCACCGUCCGCCCUGCUGCUCGGAAAGCCCCUAGUAGCAACAUCAUCGAAAGACCAGAAUCUCGCACCCCCAACUACCGAAGACAACAUGAAGAUAGACAUGACUACAAAAGACUGGAGUGAUAAUGAUGGAUGGCACAAUUAUCAAUUGCCACCAGUGGUGGAUAUGGUUUCCACACCUAAAGCCAGCCAGGAAAAGUCAAUUCAACUAUCACAAGGCUCUGGUAAGGCUGAUAUUAUCAAUUUAACUGCCACGGAGAUCAAUGAGAUGAUUUCGAACGAACAGGAUGAUACACCUAACUGCCGUAAAGCCACUCCUGCUGAUUCCCAUGGGAAGAAACGGAAGGUUCUCUUGACUACGACUGCUGAAGACAAUAGAAAGAGGUGUAAGAGGGACAAAGACAUUGUAUCUACUCUUCCAAGCUCUUUCCAACCCAGUGGUACCACGGAUGAAGGAGCUGGGGUUCCCGCAAGCUGGGAGGAUAUUGACCCUGCUAUACUGCAUGAGUUCAAGGAUAUUAUCAAUUUGUUAUAA
Messenger RNA from Aspergillus welwitschiae, 4326 nucleotides. Its product is annotated as putative DEAD/DEAH box DNA helicase (Mer3). Gene Ontology annotation, molecular function: ATP binding; nucleic acid binding. Bases 1 to 4326 code for a protein of 1441 amino acids. The transcript has 11 exons. The record is from RefSeq and is a predicted model, not a curated record. NCBI's taxonomy places the organism in Eukaryota, Fungi, Ascomycota, Eurotiomycetes, Eurotiales, Aspergillaceae.